This is a messenger RNA of Salvelinus fontinalis (brook trout), 2984 nucleotides long. RefSeq names its product zinc finger protein OZF-like. Gene Ontology annotation, molecular function: DNA-binding transcription factor activity, RNA polymerase II-specific; RNA polymerase II cis-regulatory region sequence-specific DNA binding. The record is from RefSeq and is a predicted model, not a curated record. NCBI's taxonomy places the organism in Eukaryota, Metazoa, Chordata, Actinopteri, Salmoniformes, Salmonidae. The transcript has 2 exons. Bases 54 to 1652 code for a protein of 532 amino acids. Gene Ontology annotation, biological process: regulation of transcription by RNA polymerase II.
GCUCCAGUCUCAAACUUAACCCCGUUCCUGCUGAAGAAGAGAAGGUCUGCUGGAUGGAGAAAGAAGCUCUCGUGAAAGAGGAGGAAGAGGAGGCUGUUACAAUACAAAAACAAGUAGAGGGUGAGGCUGUUACAGUGAAAGAAGAAGAGAAAGACGUUACAGUGAAAGAAGAAGAGAAAGAUGUUUCAGUUAAAGAAGAGGAAGACGCGUUCAGAGUGAAAGAAGAGGAGGGGGACAUGACUGUCACAUCGAAAAAUGAAGAAGAGGAGGAAACUGGAUAUCUGGGCCCGGUUUCCCAAACGCAUCUUCAGGCAUCCAAUGGUUCUAACGAUGAACGUUCCCUGAUUAACACGAGAGAGAGGCGGGACUAUCGUGGGACCUCUGGGGAGCCUCAACAACAUCAUGAUGCUGACGAGGCAGAGAAGAGUCUCUCCACAUCCGAACAGCUCAAGAAACACCAGCAGAGACCCACAGGGAAGAAAUCUCACUGCUGCGCUGACUGUGGGAAGAGAUUCAACUCUUCAGGAGACCUUAAAAUACAUCAAAGAAUUCACACUGGAGAGAAACCUCAUGGCUGUGAUGAAUGUGGGAAGAGUUUCAUUCAGCUACAAACCCUGAAAUCACACCAGAGAAUACACAUUGGAGAGAAACCUUUUGGCUGUUAUCAAUGUGGGAAGAGUUUUACUCAGCUAAACAGCCUGAUAGUACAUCAACGGACACACACAGGAGAGAAACCUUAUAGCUGUAAUCAAUGUGGGAAGAGAUUUUCAACAUCUAGCUAUCUAACUAUACACCAGAGAACACACACAGGAGAGACACCGUAUAGCUGUGAUCAAUGUGGGAAGAGUUUUACUCAGCUAAACAACCUGAUAGUACACCAGCGUACACACACAGGAGAGAAACCUUAUGGCUGUGAUCAGUGUGUGAAGAGUUUUUAUACAUCUAGCCAGCUGACUUCACACCAGAGAACACACACAGGAGAGAAAUCUUAUAGCUGUAAUCAGUGUGUGAAGAGUUUUUAUACAUCUAGCCAGCUGACUUCACACCAGAGAACACACACAGGAGAAAAAUCUUAUAGCUGUGAUCAAUGUGGGAAGAGUUUUACUACAUCUAGCCAGCUGACUUCACACCAGAGAACACACACAGGAGAGAAACCUUUUAGCUGUGAUCAAUGUGGGAAGAGUUUUACUACAUCUAGCCAGCUAACUUUACACCAGAGGACGCACACAGGAGAGAAACCUUAUAGCUGUGAUCAAUGUGGGAAGAGUUUUACUACAUCUCGCCAGCUGACUUCACACCAGAGAACGCACACAGGAGAGAAACCUUUUAGCUGUACUCAAUGUGGGAAUAGUUUUACUCAGUCAUUCAGCCUGACAUACCACCAGAGAACACACACAGGAGAGAAACCUUAUAGCUGUGAUCAAUGUGGGAAGCGUUUUAGUCACCCAAGCACCCUAAUAUCACACCGGAGAACUCACACUGGAGAGAAACCUUAUAGCUGUGAUCAAUGUGGGAAGAGUUUUAGUCACCCAAGCACCCUAAUAUCACACCAGAGAACACACACAGGAGAAAAACCUUAUAGCUGUGAUCAGUGUGACAAGAGAUACUCUGAUAAAAGAUCUCUGAUCAAACAUCAGAAAAUACAUACAUAAAGGAGUUGUUUCAUGAUAUCAAUGAAAUGAUGUCACAAUGUCCUGCUAAUUCUGAGUUUUAUGGUGUCCAUGCUUCCUGCAGCUAGUCUGGGUGUCGAAGACAUGGGUUUCAUUAGAGAUGGCUUGAAGCUGACAACUGAUUGAUGUCUCGUGAUUAAAAACCAAACAGCCACAUUCCAUUCUAUGACUAGUGGUGCAGAUGAGACAUAUGUCUCAGGUCUGAUUGAGCCUGCAUUCCAUAGACAAGAUGUGGUGUAUGUUUAUCUGGGAUAGAGAGGAGUAGAACAAAGGCCUCAAUGGUCCUUAGACAUCCUGGCAUCUGGGAAAUUAUGCCAGGGUCUGGGGUUAAGAUAACACCUGGGAAAUUGGGUCGGGGGUUAAGAUAACACCUGGUAAAUUAGGCCAGGGUCUGGGGUUAAGAUAACACCUGGUAAAUUAGGCCAUGUUCUGGGGUUAAGAUAACACCAGGUGCAGAUGAGCCCAGAGUGGCUUAUGGUGCCCCCCAAUCCAUAUGGGAGAGGUGGAGCCAAGCAUUCUGGGUAUUAGCAAUAUAAACUGUGCGUUGUCUGUAAAGGGUAGACUCUCAGACUAACAGUCAGUUAAGACUGUUGGGCUGACGGUUUCAUUAUUGCAAUAAUUAAUUGAUAUUAAAUAAAGAUGAUUGUUUGACCAAGUCACUCUCUACUGAAUUUCCACGACACCACCCACUUGAAUUAAAAUGCAACACUCCAAAAUGUAGCUAGCUGUUCUAUACAAGUUGUCCUCUAACCAGUGAUGUACACAUUAUUCCCAGAUUCCGUGUGUUUUUUGAUCUGUUAGUUUUAACAGGACGUGCAACCUCAUCUCCCUCCUCUCGGCACAAUUGAUUUCAACAUGAUAUCGAUGAGUUAUGACAAAUAAGUGUUGCGUUCCUUUGUUUAGCAACCCCUAAAUUUAAAUGCAUCACUCCAAAAUGUAGCUGACUGUCUUGUGCAGGUUAUCCUCUAACCAGUGAGGUGAAAUAUAUCUCCCAUUUUGUCAAAACAACAGCGUUUCUGGUGCUUGUGCAGUUUAAAAGGUGAUUGUUUAAGUAAUAAGUAACAUGAUUAUUGUGGCAGAUGUAUUGUCUAUAUAGCACAUUUUACAUUUAGGUUUUCAAUUUAUCACAAACUGUUUUUGCAUUAUGGUUAUUGCUUUAGACACGUUCAAACUGUGUUUUGACAUUGGGGCUAUCCCACCUAGCAAAAUGUCAUUGAAAAGAAGACCAAUAUAUGUCUGGCUGUAGUUGAAAGUGAAAUGUGAAAGAGGUAUUUUUGUUGUUUUAUAAACUAUUAAAUAAGAAUUUGUCCUUAA